ACUGAUCAGUUGAAAAACUAAGCUGCAACGUUAAGCAAGCAAGCACACAGAGUAGAAUUGUUAAUUGGCAAUGGAUUUGGCUGGCAAAAAUGUGGUUUACCUCGGUGGCUUUGGCGGCAUAGGCCAAAAAACAUGCAGCGAACUGCUCGAGCGCCAACUACAGGCGUUGGCCAUAUUCGAUCUGACGCUGAACGAAGAGAUCUUGACUACAUGGCAGUCCAAAUUUCCCAACACCAAAAUAUUUUAUCUGAAAGUGGACAUUACCCAAAGAUCAGACAUCGAGGCUGCCUAUAAGGAGGCUGUGGAACGUUUGGGUCAUUUGGAUCUGGUGGUGAAUGGCAUGGGACUGAUGGAUGAUCGACAUAUUGAUCUCACUAUUCAGAUCAAUUUGAUGGGUGUUAUAAACAGUUGUCUGAUUGCCCUCGAAUACAUGGAUAAGUCGAAGGGUGGCAAGGGAGGUAUGAUCGUGAACAUCUCCUCGGUGGCGGGAAUCCAACCAACUCCAUUAAUGUCCGUCUAUUCGGCAGCCAAGCAUGGAGUGACAACUUUUACUCGCUGUCUUGCGCACCCUCCCUAUUUUGACAUCAUGGGCGUCGCCUUUGUCACCAUCUGUCCUGGCUUCACUGAGACUCCUUUGCUCAACGACCUCGCUGAUAAGAUCACAUUCAAAUUCGAGACUCCAAUGGCUUUGAGGAAAGCAAAGCGUCAGCCACCUCAAGUUUGUGCCGAGAACUUUGUAAAAGUCAUUGAAAAGGCCCAAAAUGGCACAGCUUGGUUGCUGGACGUGGGUGAGAUCAAAGAGAUCGAGUUUCCUGUGAUGUGGAUACCCCAGCUUGCGUUGGCCGUAUUCGACUUGACGUUGAACGAAAAAAUUUUGACGCAAUGGCAGCUGAAAUAUCCGAAUACGAAAAUAUUCUAUCAAAAAGUGGACAUUACGGAAAAAUCUCAAAUUGAGGAAGCUUACAAGGUGGCUAAAGAACGUUUGGGGCAUUUUGAUCUCGUUAUUAAUGGCAUGGGAUUCUUGGAUGAUCGACGAAUUGUGUUGACUCUACAAAUAAAUUUGCUGGGCGUUAUCAACAGCUGCCUGAUAGCCCUGGAGCACAUGGACAAGUCCAAGGGGGGUCGGGGAGGCAUGAUUGUGAACAUCUCAUCGGUGGCUGGAAUAGAACCAACUCCCAUCAUGUCAGUCUAUUCGGCAUCUAAGCACGGAGUUACGGCUUUUACUCGCUGUCUUGCGGGUCCCUUUUUUGCAUCCUCUGGCGUUAGCUUUGUGACUGUUUGCCCGGGCAUGACGGCAACUACUUUGAUCGAUAAUAUGCAGGAUCGGACUAUAUAUAAAUUUGACAUACCCGCUGAGUUGGAUGCCAACAAGAUGAAGCGUCAAUCAGUCCAAGUUUGUGCAGAAAACAUUAUCAAAGUCGUUCAGCAGGCUAAAAAUGGAUCAGCUUGGCUUCUAGACGUGGGUGAGCUUAAAGAGAUCGAGUUUCCUGUGAUGUGGAUACCCCCCAUGGAGUCAUAAUUAUAGAUAUACGAAUUGCCUUAGAAUUCUAUAAUAAACUUUUCCCGCAACCAUGCUUAGACAUUAUAAAAAUAGCAUUACAUAAUUCUUAUACACAUACUUACUUCCA
Molecule: messenger RNA, 1628 nt
Organism: Drosophila albomicans
Lineage: Eukaryota; Metazoa; Arthropoda; Insecta; Diptera; Drosophilidae
Product: alcohol dehydrogenase
Exons: 7
Coding region: 71-1519 (482 amino acids)
Biological process (GO): alcohol metabolic process
Cellular component (GO): cytoplasm
Molecular function (GO): alcohol dehydrogenase (NAD+) activity
Source: RefSeq, a predicted model, not a curated record